AUGCCCCUAGCCUCAAACCUCUCAAGUGUAGCAAGGCCUGAUCAUUGUCGGUUGAUACCCCUUUGCGUUGAUGGGGUGCCACUGAGUAUCAGAAGCGCGAGCAUUUGCAAAGCUGAAGAAAGUAAGCCUGAAAUCUCAGAGAGCAUGAAAGCUGAGACCUUUUACUUGUUCAGGCGACCAUCUUCGGUCGUGAUCAGGCAUCGCCCAUCUACUUGCCGCUGUGUUCGGGCGUACCGACACCUGGGCUGCCCCAAAAUGAUGCACUGUUUUCAUUGCCUGAAAAACGCCGUCUCCUGGAUUCCAUCCGACCGCACUCGGAACGGGGCCUCGACUACUUGCUAUGGAUGCCGCUCGUCAGCGUGCGCGCUGCGAAUGCAUGAUGCUGCUGAAAAUAACGUUCCUUGCGAGAUCACUGGCAACUACACGUGCAAAAUGCUGUCCGACGCAGACGUUGAACUCCUUGGGAAGCUCCAGCUUAAUCAGAGCUGUAACUGGCGAAGCGACCUUGCCUACCAGACUGACUUCAUGGUUGCAAGACUGCGUAACGAAAUUCGUGAUGCAAUACUAAGACUCGAGCCGGAGUGUCUUGCAGAAUCCUCCUGUGCAACCCUUGAUGUCGAGACUACCACCGGUCAAAGCAUAGAGACUAAGCGCAAUCUCGACGUCGAGCAUCUCCGUGUUCAAAUCGAUAUAAGCAACUCGCUGCGUGGCCUGUUGGAGGUGCAGCAUCGUCGCCAAGCCUACCGUGAAGCCGCGGCAGGCAAUGCAAGUGCCCUAGCCCAAAUCGAUGCCGACAACUUUCCGCUCAUUCCUCCCCGCGUUGGCCCCAGCACCUGGUCUCGAAGCAUUGGUAUCACUCAUCUCGUGGACUCGGAAGAUGAUGAGGAGCCCAACAACAACAACCCGGAGACGUCAAAGGCAGCUGGCAAGAAGCGAGCUGCUCCUGAUGGCCAUGGGAAGGCUGCGACUGGAGGGAAGAAGCCGAAGACCAAGUAG
Molecule: messenger RNA, 996 nt
Organism: Fusarium mangiferae
Lineage: Eukaryota; Fungi; Ascomycota; Sordariomycetes; Hypocreales; Nectriaceae
Exons: 6
Coding region: 1-996 (331 amino acids)
Source: RefSeq, a predicted model, not a curated record